Messenger RNA from Exophiala aquamarina CBS 119918, 1158 nucleotides. Its product is annotated as sterol 24-C-methyltransferase. The record is from RefSeq and is a predicted model, not a curated record. Gene Ontology annotation, biological process: ergosterol biosynthetic process. Gene Ontology annotation, cellular component: endoplasmic reticulum. NCBI's taxonomy places the organism in Eukaryota, Fungi, Ascomycota, Eurotiomycetes, Chaetothyriales, Herpotrichiellaceae. Gene Ontology annotation, molecular function: sterol 24-C-methyltransferase activity. The coding region runs from base 1 to 1158 and encodes 385 amino acids. The transcript is spliced from 2 exons.
AUGGCACCAGCAGCAGUUCUCUCCACCCACACCCUCGAGGCAGAGGAUCAUGCCCGCGAUGCUUCCUUCAACAAGGCUCUCCAUGGAAAAUCCUCACAAGCACGUGGAGGACUUGCUGCAAUGCGCAAUAAGGACAAGGCUGCACAGAAAGCCGCCAUUGACGAAUACUUCAAGCAUUGGGACAACAAAGCCGCUACUGUUGAGACGGAGGAGACCAGAAAGGCCCGCAGGGACCAAUAUGCCACCCUGACUAGACAUUAUUACAACCUUGCCACCGACUUCUACGAGUAUGGCUGGGGUACUUCAUUCCAUUUCUGCCGAUUUGCUUAUGGAGAAUCCUUCUAUCGGGCGAUUGCCCGUCACGAACACUACUUGGCCCUGAAGAUGGGUAUCCAAGAGAACGCUCGAGUAUUAGAUGUUGGCUGUGGUGUUGGAGGGCCUGCUCGUGAGAUGAUCAAAUUUACCGGUGCCAACGUGGUUGGCUUGAACAACAACGACUAUCAGAUCGAGCGAUCUCUGCGCUACGCACAGAAAGAGGGCAUUGCUCACAAAUGGUCCGCGGUUAAGGGAGACUUCAUGCAAAUGUCGUUCCCCGAAAACAGUUUCGAUGCAGUCUAUGCCAUCGAGGCAACAGUACAUGCCCCAAAACUACAAGGUGUAUACGAGCAGAUAUACAAAGUUCUCAAGCCUGGGGGCGUUUUCGGCGUUUACGAAUGGCUCAUGACCGACAAUUAUGACAAUGACAACCCGGAACACCGAGAAAUUCGACUCGGAAUCGAGCAAGGUGAUGGCAUCUCCAAUAUGGUCAAGGUCUCGGAGGGUUUGGCUGCCAUUAAGGCUGCCGGAUUCGAGCUUGAGCACCACGAGGAUCUUGCAGAGCGGCCAGAUGCCAUUCCGUGGUACUAUCCUCUGGCAGGCGAACUAAAAUUCAUUUCCAGUCUCGGUGAUCUGUUCACAGUCGCCAGGAUGACGUGGUGGGGACGAGGAUUGAUGCACAAACUACUUGGCGUUGGUGAAAGCUUGAGGGUAAUGCCCGCUGGCACACAGAAAACAGGUGACAGCCUUGCGCUGGCAGCUGACUGUUUGGUGGCUGGAGGUAAACAGAAGCUGUUUACCCCGAUGUACCUGAUGGUGGCACGCAAGCCAUUGAAUGCAUAG